AUGGGUACUGGAAUAGAGUGUGAGGACAAUUGGGAACUAGUCUACAAUCGUAGAUUAAUGAUUGGUGUCGAUGGUUUGCAAAAAUGGAGAAGACAUGUAGGGAAGGAGUUGAAUGUUAUGUAUAUGCAUAACGGAGCAUCAAAACGAAAUGCUUAUCAGUUGCUCCUGAUGCAGAAUUCUCUGUCAUCUAUGACUAAACUUGGCACUUCUGGAAAUCGAAAAUCGGAAUAUAGUGAUGGAUUAUCUAGUUAUGAUGAUAGCCUACCUCGGGAUAUCCGUUGUAGCGAGAACUGUCAACAAUCAGGUGAAAAGUGGGAAGUGGAAAAAACUGACUAUUAUGACAAAAUGAUAGUAAACGGUGGUAUAUUGAUGUCGAAGCAGCUUUGUCAAAUACGUGGAAUCAGUAUUGUCAACAGUAAGAGCAUAAAUAGUACCAGAACUGACGAAACUUCUAUUAGGUCUUUGAGGAAGUUGUCAAGGAAGAGUUGCAUUAAUGUAUCAGCAGAAAAUAAAGAAUGCGAUCAGAAUGUGAAGGAAUUGACAAAUCGUCAAAAAUUCUUGAAACUUUGCAAUGUCAAAAACCAAAGCGAAGAUUCCGAUCGGUUAGGUGUUAUAUCGUUUGCUCAUGCUAGGAUCAAGCCGAUUAAUUAUAAACACAUGCAGGAAAUCAGUUUUCGUGAUUUGAUUUCAACAAAUAUGAGCAGUACUUCAUACUCAUCAGGUGACAGUUCACCAUUUCGUAAAAAUCUCGAUGAUAACAAGAGCUCGAAUUUAAUAUAUCCACGUAUUUCUACUCGAUGGCAUAUAUCAACUAGUGACAAGAUUAUAGGUGUCAGAGCUUCAGACACAAUAGAAGAAGGAUCAUUAUUACUUCAUUCAACAGUACAUAAUUCCAGCUGCAAUACAACUGCAACCGAAUACGAUCCAAACUUUAUAGCAAAUUUUGACUCCCGAGCUCAAAAAACUGUGAUGAAAUUUAAUGGAUAUGUAAGCAUAGUAAUGCAUUAUCAGCCAGACGAUGAAAUGAAACGUUUAGUAAACGAAGCAUUUCGUUCACGUUUCCCGCAUGUUCACGUUUCCUUUAGUAAAAUUAAGAGUAUUAAACGAGAGCUUCACCAAAUAGCUGUUGCAUGUAAUUUAGAACAUACUACAACAGCACAUGCCUAUGUUUUCUACGAGAAAGUACUCCUAAAGGGCUUAGUGUGUAAAAUGAAUCGGAAAUUGGUGGCUGGAGCAGCUCUUCUCAUUGCUGCGAAAAUUACGGAUUUUGGAUCUAUGUGCGUAUCCGAUGUUGUAAACUAUUUGGAGUCAUCAUUACGAACCAAUCGCAAAGAGCUUUUGCGAUAUGAGAUACCACUCUGUGCAGCACUUGGUUUCAAUUUGAGGGUGCCCGUUUUGGAGCUCUUACCUCAUUACCAAAGGAUCGCUUUAACAAUGUUAUGA
This is a messenger RNA of Cercopithifilaria johnstoni, 1443 nucleotides long. NCBI's taxonomy places the organism in Eukaryota, Metazoa, Nematoda, Chromadorea, Rhabditida, Onchocercidae. The record is from the annotation of a GenBank genome assembly.